AUGGUGGAAAACAUUUUUCUGCAUGAAAAUUAAGUCGCGUAGUAUUUUUUAUAAAGUGUUCGAUUUCUUUUUAGAUUUACAGUUCCAGAAAUUUUGGAUCUACAUGGACUGAACGAGCAAAAAAUGUCACUUCUUAUUUUUGGUAUGUCUCUCUCAAUACAAUGUACAUAAAAUAUACUUUUUUGUGGUAUCAAUGACCAAGAAUAAGGCUUAAUAUUUUUUUAUUAAAAACGACGUUUUUGGAGUUUACUCCAUCAUCAGGUUAAAAGACUACAAUAUAUUGCAACAACAUUAAUUCGUCAUUAAUUUUCGGCAAAACCUGAAAUCAGCCCGAUUGAUCCCAGGUUGCGGCCGUUGCUCGCUCCCGUAUGGGGUACGUGGCGUGUUCGAGAAACCUGGUGUUGAAGUUGGAGCUGUCAUUGGAGUGGUGUCUACUGUUAUUUGGGUUGCAAAAUCCAAGAUAUUUAGCUGUUUAAGAGCAAUAUUAAGACAAUAUAUUGUAGUCUUUUAAUGAACGUGAUGACUGAGUACACUCCAAAAAGCCUCAGUCUUGCUCAUUAAAGGGAUAUGGCAAUAAACGUUUGUCUUAUUUGAAAGAACUUUAAAAGUGAAAUAUGAAAACCCUUUACACCUUUUUCGUACCUUGCUUAGUUUUCGAAAUAUUUUGACCAAAAACAGUGUGCGCAGUCCGCCAUCUUGGAAUUAUAAUUGACCUAAUUAACUUUUGAUGGCGUCACAAGUAGAGUAAACUUGUUAAAACUUUUUCAUGUGAGACUAAAUUUCUUCGAAAAGUUUCUUAAAAUGUUGUGAGUUAAUUGAGUUCUAAAUAUACUUCGGAAAAUCGAGUUUCGUAUUGAUAAUAAUAUGUGGUUUGCAAGAUAAAAAUUUCGCUUUUUACCCUACUUGUGACGUAUGCAUAUCGAAUGUAUAUCCAAGAUGGUGGAAUGCACGCUGCUUUUGAUCAAAAUAAGUCUAUUUAUUUCGAAAACCAAGCAAGAUACGGAAUAAUAAUACAACUAUUGGGUAUUGGUCCUAUACCAGUUUGACCUUUCAAAUCUCUGAAAGCGAAACACUAAAUCAAAAGGAUUCUUAUUUGUAUUUACUAAUUUUGAUAUAUUUAAUAAUCUGAAAAGCGUAGACACCAAAUGAAUGUGGGUAUUACUAAAAAUGUAAAAAAAAACCCAAAUAAAACCGAUUGCGCCUUAUCGCCCGCGCGCCUAUAUUCCGCCCGAUUCUCCCUUUUAGUGGAGAAAUUGAAAGCACUCUUUAUGCGAUAGAAGCGUAAUAACUGCAUAUACUGAAGGAAUCAAAUACUAGUAACAUGCAUGAGAUGAUAAGAACGAGCCAAUGACAAAACUUAGUUAACUCACUAGUUUAUUGUAUGUGUUUCCAGGGGAAUUGAAGAUCUGGAUACAGAUGAUGUCAUCUAUUUGCAGAUAGACGAUGGUAAGGACUAAGUCUUGAGAACCAGAACCAACCGGCAGUUUUACUACUAGGGUAAAAACCCAACCAACUAUAUAAUUCUUAUUAGCAUAUACUCGGGAGGUGGAUAGUGCUUUUCACGCAAUUGAUUUCAGCUCCAAAUAUCCUUGCACUAUUAAUUUAUAUAUAUUGGCUAAAUCCAUCUGAUUGUUUAUGUUUAUUACGUGAUAUCGAAGUUUGUUAAAUCAAUAUCCGACUAUUUUAAUUAGUUCAGAUAUUUUACUGAUUCUCAUUGUUCCAGUCAAUUAGUCUUUCUCACGUCGCCAUUUUUGGGUGGCAUCCUUUUUAGAACUGGGAUAGUGAGCAGUGAAAAUGAAACUUCCUAUAACUAUACUUGUACUGUUAGUAUAAUUAGUUUUUUCACACUUUUUUUCUUGUAUCUAUGAUUCUUGCUUAAUUGUGGUGACAUUUACUGACUAGUUUCUAUGUGCAUGCCAAUCAAGACCCACAUAAUGGCCUUUAAGGUGAAAACUGGGAUAAUUUUACGUUUUAGGGAACGGCACUUCGCACAUUAUGCGUGGUCAUUGGGAUCAUAAACACUACCUCGCUAAGCCAGUGAUUGAAAAUGUCAUUGAUUUUGAAAUCCAGGAUGUAUACUUGUUUGCAACCAAGAAGGUAAGAAAUGGUUAGUAUAGGUAAUAGCAUGGUUUCGAGAGCAAUUUGGAUAUAACAUGCACGAGUGAGUUUUUCAAAGACCUCAAAAUAGCACGAGUCCGAAGGACGAGUGCUAUUUGAGGUCUUUGAAAAACUCACGAGUGCAUGUUUAUCCAAAUUUCACGAGAAACCAUGCUAUUACUUGUUAAUAAUUUACAUAAAAAUGUUCGAGACAAUUGUAGUUUUAACUUACGCGUUUUUAGCGAACAUUCCACUGGCAAAGUUUUCCUGGCUUUUUUAUAUCACAUUGUACAACGCUAACAGCUUGAAAAUUCCACUCAACUAUGUAAUUUUUGUUAGUCUUGUUUAAGGUAAAUGCUUUUCCAUUUAAAAAUAAAGAUAAAAGCCAUAUUUUCCACGCGAAGGCAACUUUUACUUUGUAUACCGCGGCGCCAUGUUUGUUUUGUUUUGAAGCAAUCUGUGACCGUUACUUCUUUGAACUAAAUUGCUUUAAACUGAUUGGUUGAUUUAAUCAUCACAAUGUUUUUCCACCAAUCAGAUCAGUUUGUUACAGAUUUUUGCACUGUGAUUACAGAAAAUUGCACUGUGAUCACAGAAAAUUGCACUGUGAUUACAGAAAAUUGCACUGUGAUUACAGAAAAUUGCACUGUGAUUACAGAAAAUUGCACUGUGAUUACAGAAAAUUGCACUGUGAUUACAGAAAAUUGCACUGCUGUUUGGGAUUAACUGCACUCGCAGUCGAGUAAUAUCUUUAUAUAUAUUAUUAAAACUGUUAUACAUUCGACUUAAUAGGCUAUCAAUUAUUUAUAUAUUAUGUUAUUUAUUUAAAUGCUACGUUAUACCUUUGUCCUGUUCUGUGCUCACAUUAUCAUGUGCAUGGUAACUAUAUGCAUAUGCGUUUUUGAUUGCGUGAAUUAAGUAGCAACCGGUUUACCUGAAUGUGUCUAUAUUGUCAUUGUCUUGUGUAACAAAUUCUCAAGAAACAAUUUUGAAAUAAAUUUGUAGAAAAGUAUUUGUAAGAGUUUUCAUUGUUAUUAUCGUAUUAACGAUUUCAUUUUAAGAACCAAAAAUAUGCAAAAGAGGAAAAUAUAUAUUGAAGCCCAAAAAAACAUAGACCCAGUGGGUGCGAUGGGGGGGGGGGGGAGCACAAAUUAAAUGUAUCUUACUUUUAAAUAUUUGAUACAUUCUGACACUUUGAAUUGAAUAAGCAAAUGGGGAUUUAUAUUUUAUAUAAUUAUUAAAUUAUAUUUAUUCAGCAUAUCUGUAUUUAAUGGUAAGCAAGAAAGUACUAGAUGCACUUAGCUAACCCUUAGCGUUGCUAAGGGUUAGUGUUACACCAGGGCAUUGCAGGCUCAAAUUCAUGCUGGCGGCCAUUGUAUGGACUGAGUAAAUCAGUCAAUUUGGAAUAUUUUGCAAUCCAUGAUACUCGAAGAAGGGUUUGCUAAUUGCUACACUGUAUUUUCUACGUUUUUUUUAAUAUCUGCAUAUUUUUUAGAGUAACAAUGGUAUUGAUCUUUAUGUUGGGUACCAUUACCAUGACAUAUCGAAGGCUGAAUUUCCAAAUACUUUGAGAACGGAGGUAAGUAAGAUUAGAUCUUUACGUGUGACGCUCGAUUUUCUGUUACCAUACGUAGAAACUGCAGUUUUACGAACAGUUCAUCUAGAUUUGUUUCAUAUUUAUACACGCUUGCGCUUCCGGAAAGUAUGCCACCUUGAAAAAAGAGCCUCGUUCAUCGUGAUCACUACAUUUGUCUAUUUGUAAGUCUAUAUAAAAAUACCGCAUUAGGAAUAAACUAAAAAGUAAGACAGACCGUGACUUAAACCAGAGAAGUUGCAAACGACCUCCUCCUCCAUGAUUCAACAUAAUGUUAUACACGAUCUACUGUUUAUACAGUUGAAGACAUACUUCAAAGUGAUAUGUAAAUUAGUAUGGAAGUAGUGAAACCACGGAAGGUAUUUGGCACUCUUCUGCUUUUACAAAAUUCCAUCUUUGGGUAUUUAUAGACAAGCUUCCUAUUUGAGCUAUCUUGCCAACCGUGCAGCUUGUUUUGGACGUGCAGUGUUUUAAUUCCAUUUCAGAAUCAUCCUUAGAGAUAUGAAAAACUGAAGAAUUAAUAUGGAACAGUCUUUCAUGUCUUUUAUUUGUAUCUUGACAGCUUGACUUUCAGUACCUAGGAUCUUACUCCAGGUUUAUUAUUAUUGAACUCUCUAACUUACAGAUGGGAAUUGGGAAAUUGCCAUUUUCCUCCUACAUGAAAAGCCAUAACCUUUCUAGUAGUGUUCACCGAAAUUUUCAGUCGAUUAUACUGUAUUUCGAAGGCUGUUAUACGCACACUUUGCGGCCAAAUUGAUAACGACAUUUUUGAAAAGAAGACGUAUUAAAACAAGCCUCUACUACAAGAUCAUGGCGUGCAAUAAUGGUGUAGGACGAUAUAGCAAGCAUGUGCAAACAAUUUAUCUCGUUGUUAAAUCUACAACUCUCUAAAAUCGAAAGAAAGGAGGGCAGCUAUACUUUCGAAAUUUUCGGGAUUCUACGACAUUUAGCCUUGCUGGAUAAAAUUCUGAAUUACUUGUUUCUCACUUGUUAAAAAAGUAAUUUAAUUUUUGUUUAGGAUUAUGUUAUUGCUGAUGCAAGUGAGGGUCAAGUUUUUGUAGCCGUGAACCACAACAAAAAUACAUCACAUUUAUACAUAUCUGACGUAAAUGGUAAAAAAUACACAUUAUCCAUGGAAAGAGUUCUCCUUUAUUCUCCCAAUCUGCAACAGCAUUCCUGGUUAAGGUAUGCAGUUAUGUGA
This is a messenger RNA of Paramuricea clavata, 4892 nucleotides long. The record is from the annotation of a GenBank genome assembly. NCBI's taxonomy places the organism in Eukaryota, Metazoa, Cnidaria, Anthozoa, Malacalcyonacea, Plexauridae.